This is a messenger RNA of Gongylonema pulchrum, 321 nucleotides long. The record is from the annotation of a GenBank genome assembly. NCBI's taxonomy places the organism in Eukaryota, Metazoa, Nematoda, Chromadorea, Rhabditida, Gongylonematidae.
CGAAUCUACGAGGAUCAUGAAUAUUUAGUGGAAAAUAUCAUGAUGUGGACGUUAAAUUCCCAAAAUAAAUUGUAUUUUACACGGCGCAUCGAUAAAUACUCAUUUCUGGAUCGUCCGGAAGAAUUUUUGGUGACACAAAAAAAUAUCGAUACACUGGUACAUGGCCCUCCAACACCAACCACCAAACGAGCCGUUGUGCGGCAGCUAUCGAGCAACUUACAGCGGCAGCAGCAGCAACAGCACAGCAAAACUUUACAACAUCCGGGAAUAUACGAACUACCACAAGAAUCGUUGUUCCCCAACAAUAUCAUGAUGCAUUGA